Messenger RNA from Xiphias gladius (swordfish), 585 nucleotides. RefSeq names its product myoD family inhibitor domain-containing protein 2-like. The transcript is spliced from 3 exons. The record is from RefSeq and is a predicted model, not a curated record. Bases 1 to 585 code for a protein of 194 amino acids. Lineage: Eukaryota; Metazoa; Chordata; Actinopteri; Istiophoriformes; Xiphiidae.
AUGACAACUCCUUCCGAGCCUCCCGUGAAUGAUGAGGAUUGUGUGAGGCUUAAGAAACUAGGGGACCAUGUUUCUGAUGGAAACACCCCCAAGCCAGUGACUGGCAGUCCGUCUAGCACGAUGACGGGCAAGUUCAGUGGGGUACGCAGACUGAGCACCAUCUCGGAGCAAGAGCCCGACAAGCUGGACACAGGUCCCGGUUCCCGUGAGCCCCUGGGUGGCGGCGAGUGGGGUGGUUCCGUCUUCUCUGUGUGUUCUGACAAGUUUAAGAACAGCAGCAGUCAUUUCUCAUCUGAUGAUUCAUAUCAGCCUGGCACCGGAGAUGACUGUGCGGGACUUCUGCUCGCUUGUCUGCAUUGCCGUUUCCACGAGUUAAUGGUCCUGCUACCGGAUACAUGCGAGAGGGCUGUGAGCCGCUGUUUUCCCUCGUCCAGAUACGUCAUGGCGACCAGCGAGGGGGACCAGCAGGGGAAGGACUGCUUCAAUUACAAGCUGGAGCUGGACUGUAAUUUCUGUGGCUCCUGUCAGGACGCGGGGGAACUUCUAGAGCUGGCCAUGGAGAUAUCAGAGAUGUGCUAUCGCUGA